GGUUGGGGCGUUCAUGUGCUGCUUGUUUUUUCAUCUUAUUCAGGAGAGGAAGACUCGGCAGUCGUCCUGUAGUGGAUAUGUUAAUGUUGCGUGUUAAUGGUCGACAUUUUCUGCAGGCAGAUCGCUUUCUUAAAAUGUACACAAUAUUCUGCUCAUCGUGUUUUUGAAAGCACAUUACUUAUGUGCUUAGUUACACGUACUUCCUGCUACUGUUUGCGCUAUUUGAGGAGACGAAUCGUCGCAUCCGGAAAUCCCUACGGCUCGUGAAGUAUCCGCUCUGUAAGCUCGGCGUGAUUGACAGGUUUUGCGCUGCUUUGUGGAGGAUAACGAGCCGUUAGCUGCUGCAAAGUGCCCAGACAAGGAGGGAGGCCAGGUCCGCGGCACGAGCGCACCCCCCCGCAUCAGUGCACGCGAGCACAAAGUGCCCAACGGACACAACAUGUUAGCCUGGAGCUAGCCAGCGCUAGCUUGUUGAACAGCGGUCAGUGCAUGGCUACCGAGACCAGGCAAGCAGUUCGUGUUUACUACGUCCCAGCACUUCUCACUCUAACGCUAGCUUUAAAUACACUCCGACGAGCUGACACCGCCUUUAAACGUUCUGAACGAGGCCUGCAAUGUUAAACAACCGGAGCUUGCAGUGUGGCCUACACGAAGAAAACGCCUAUUUCAUCAGUGGUGUUGGUAGCGGAUCGCUGGAUGCAGCGCGGCUCGGCUCGGCUCGGCUCGGCAGUGUCAUAGGCACUCUUGACAUGGGGAGUAAAAUGUCCUUCGGCAGAAGAAGCAGUGACCAAAAUACAAUCUCUGAUUUAACGUCUGUGACAUCUUCUUGCGUUUCUAUCCAUGCUCCCUCAGACUUUAGGCAGAUACAUGAAGGUAUGACAGGCAGUGAAGGGGACCUGGAACCCACAUCAGGACAGAGCAUGAAGGCAACAGAACUGACUGAAACUACUCCAGAACUCCACUCACCAGGACACCAGGAGUCCAGCGACUCUGCCAAUGUUGAGAAAGCAGAUGUAGAAAAACACCUGAGUGAGUGCAUGUCUCCACCAGUGGAGAUGGAAGCACAGCAUCAAACAGCGCCCGUGAGUGUGUGCAGCUCUACAACGUGCAGUCAUGGGCCGGUGGUGGUUCGCAGAAAACCUGGACGGCCUCGCAAAAAACCUCUAUUGACUGAGGACAAAACGGACCCAAAGACCUGUGGUCUCAAUGCAGUUCAACAUGGAGAGAUCAGCACCACAAUUCCAACAUGUACGUCUGACACUGUAGUGUGCCCUUUGAUCAGGAAUUCAGAUACUCAUAAUGCCUCUAAUAAUACAGCAGAAGGUGUUGGUAUUCCUGUGCUGCUUAAAAGAAAAAGAGGAAGGCCAAGAAAAGCAGACACGCUAGCUCUUAACAACGCGCUUGCUAGGGCGGCUGCUGCCAGUGCUCCUGCUGCUUCUGCUCAUGCUAAUGUUAGUGGCCCUGCAUGGACACUGAGAAGCAGAAAGGAGCAGCAGCUUAUGGCAGAAGCUGGAAAGACUGAACCCAAAAGGAAGGGACGGCCCAAACUAACUAAACAGACCCCUUUGGAAAGCAGUACUCCACCCAACACGCCCGCUGUCAAGCGAAGAAGGUCUAAAGUCACUGAUCAGCAGGUUCCAGCUAAAGUGUCCAGACUGGGGGAUUCCCAUGGGGCCUCAUCAGUGUUGACCAAUGACACAGACUGUGUGGCGAGAGCAGUGGCCGAUAAGCAGGUUAAAGUUAGAAUGGACAAACGAGAGGUUAAGAUAGAUGGAAGGGAAGCCCCGAUCUCCCGAAAGUCUAGAGACAGACAAGAGCAAACAACACAGUUUGGACGGGUUUUAUUACCACAACGACGACUGCGUUCUCGUACAGUGGCUGAGCCUGAGGUUGUUCCUCCUCAAGAUGUGACCAGUGUGAAAGAGAUAAUCCCUAGUCAAAGUGAUGCCCCUAAAAUAACACCAUCAGUGGACACACAUGGUGAUGAGGAGUUGCAAACAAAAAGCAGUUUUGAUUCUUUAAAACACACAGAUAUUCCACAGAAUCCAGAACCCAUUAUCACAGAUGUUGUAAUUAAAGAAAAUCUCGAGCCGACUGAGAUUCCUCCUGCUGUUAAAACUGAGAACCUGGAGGUAGAGCUGGAUAAUUUAAGUGGUGUGUCCCAGGCGACUAGUCCUAAAUCUGUACAUAACAGUGUCAGUGCAACAUUAAAGCCUGAGGGUUUAAACACAGAGCAAACCUUUCUGAGGCUCAAGAAAGGUGGAAAGAGGCGGAGGAGAAGGAAGAGAAGUAAAGUUUUGUUACAGACUGAGGAACCUGUAGAAGACCAGGCAGACAACGCUGACAUUCAACCUAAAACCGUCUGCCUGGAAAAGGACGGCAGCCCAAAUGUGGACUCAGAUGUGGUCUCCACUAAAAAAGGAGCAAAAACCUUGUUUAAAUGUGGUUACUGUAGUCGUACAUAUAAGUUCUUGUCUCAGUUCGUCAUCCAUCAGCGCGUUCAUACGGGAGAAAGGCCAUUCAAAUGUCCCGAUUGUGACAAAAGCUUUAGCAAAAACUCCAACUUAAAUCUUCAUCUCAAGACUCACAAAAAAAGCAACAUAUAUCAGAAAUGUCCGUUCUGUAAGAUCAAGUUCUCCUGCUCCGAGUACCCCUCUCACAUGGAGCUGCACGAGAAGGAGCUGCUCCAGGCCUAUGGGAAGGACGCGUCUGGGAAGCAGAGCAAUGCGAACGGCAAGAGACGGAGUCACGGGCCUCACGCGCCGCUUUGUCCGGAAAAGAGGACGAGAAAAGUGUGUCAGUACUGCGGCAAAAACUUCCCGUUUCAGUCUGCCCUCGAGAGACACGUGCGUGUCCACACAGGGGAGAAGCCUUACAAGUGCGACAUAUGUGGCAAAGCUUUCGGUCAGGCCUAUUUCCUUCGCGUUCAUGAGCUCACACACUGGUCAGUGAAGCGUUACAACUGCACGCGCUGCAAAAAAUCCUUCACGCAUUACAGCAAUGCCAAGAAUCACACCUGUAAACCUGCCGGCAGCGAGGAUGAGUGUGAGGCCAGCAGACGCGUGAGGUCGUCGCUCACCUACACCUGCCACAUCUGCAAGAAUGUAUUUGACCACCUGCAGGAGUUCAACAGCCACAUGCGAAACCACACAGGUGCGAAGCUCUACCGCUGCCUGCACUGUGACAAACUGUUCGGCGUGUUGUCGGAAUUCGACACCCACCGCAGCAAGUGCAGAGGAGAGAAGAGCGGCUGCAGCUCUGUGACGAAAGCAGGAGGAGCCAUGUCUUUAGUGCAGUACACUGUACCUGCUCUCAGAGGGUCACCGCCGCAGGACCGAGUCUUUCCCCCCGCGACGACCAACGGUGAGUCACAGAGAAGGCCGUCGCAGAGCAUCCGCGGGAAACGCCUUGGAAACCUGAACAAACCGUUCCAGUCGUCCGUUGAUCAGGAUCAUCGUGUCUCACGCCUGGUUUUAAAGUUAAACGAGCUAGAUAACCGGUCGGACCCCAGGAAGUAUCUGUGUCCAAGCUGCGGGCGACUGUUCAGGCACAUGGGCAGACUGAGAGCCCACAUGCUCACUCACACCCCGGGCCAGAGUUACACCUGCACCUGCUGUGGCAAGACUCUGGAGAACUGGGGCAAACUGUGGCGGCACCAGAGAAUCCAUCGACACAGACGCGGCCGCUUCAUCUGUGCAAAGUGUGGACGCGGCUUUCGUUUCGCCGAGCGUUACAAGAAACACAUGAGCGAGCACCCGGAGUUCCACUGGGUUCAUGUCAGGCCCAGGAAAGUACCUCUGCCUUAUGAGUGUGAGCUGUGCAGAUGCAGCUUCAGGACUCUAGAUUUGCUGUUCAGUCACCAGCUCUGCCAUUCCUCCACUCAAGACACGCACAAGGACUCCGAUUUUGAUUUAUUCAUAGAUGCUAAUAGCACACAGUCAAAGAAAACGUUAAGCCACCCUGUGGCUGAGAACAGCUCUCCUCUGAGCCCCUCAUCUAAAUAUCAGGACCCACUUCCUCAACUGUGGCCUCUAACGCCCAUGAUCACAUUUAAUCACAAUCAGGAUGCUGGUCUGGGUAAGAGUUUGCUGCAUCCUAGUGGCACAUGUUUGAGCCAAGAUACAGAACCCGGUUAUGAUGGAAGAGACAAAACAACAUAUGGAAAACCCGUUAUGCCUUUGUGUGUGAAAAGACCCAUGACGCUUAACAGCAAAUCAAACACCAGGUCAGAUGGAGUUAAAUGUGCUGUGUGUGGUAAUGCAUAUUUUACUAUACCAGACCUUUAUCACCAUUACCUGCAGCACGCUAGGGGCCAGGUGUAACUGUGUUUAACACCGGGCGUCAUGCCAAUACAUGAGCAAAGUCUUUGUGUCAUUUCUGCAAAACUGAAAUCAAAUGAUUUAAACCAGUUGUCAGUUUUCAAUUUUUAGUUUUAACUAAAGCACUUUGUUGUUUAGGUAGUGUUUUAUAGAAGCCAUUAACCUUUUUAGUUUCUAUAACUUUCUGUCAGUGUUACAGGAGGACUGUAGAAAGGUGGAGUUGGUUAAUGAUGCCUUACUGGAAGUGAUCUUAUGUAAUGUAAUGGAACCGUUUACUUCAGCGCACCAACUGUGACAUGUACGGUACAUGACAGAUUUGAUCAUGGGGCAGAUAUUUAGUGAAACCUAAACAUUUCAAGCCCUCGUUUACACCUGUAACUUUGCAAGUGGCUUUUUCUUCUGUUUGUACUUGAACAGUGAACAUUUAACAUGGGACAUUGCAGAAGUCUCAGUGAAAUAUUUCUCUUGUUGUCAACAAAGCUUUGGUUCAUAAAUAUACUGCUAUUUAGUUUCUUUACGCACAUGAAUAUUUUUCAGACAACCGUCUCAGUCACAUUUAUACAGUGUGCCCACUGUAAAUGUCACAUCCAGUGUAUUCCUGGCUUAUGAAUGUGGCUUCUGCUCUACAACAAGGACUUGCUGUACCGUGUUUCUGUUUACAGUUAAAAGCUGAUAUUAAAUUAUGCUGAAAUUUCUCACCCCAGAAAAAAGCACGCACAUUCCAGAACAUGUCUUAUUGUUCCAUGAUCAAAUUACAGUAUCAUGCUUCAAUGUCCUCUGUAAUUUUAUUUGAAUCAUGAAGAUUAACUUUAUUUGAAGCUGUUAAUCAGAUGAAUUAGAUUUGUUUUCUUUUAUGAUAUGAUUGAGUUUGUCAAUAAAACUUGCUUUUGUAUAAAAAAUGUUUGGACUGAUUA
Molecule: messenger RNA, 5233 nt
Organism: Betta splendens (Siamese fighting fish)
Lineage: Eukaryota; Metazoa; Chordata; Actinopteri; Anabantiformes; Osphronemidae
Product: zinc finger protein 665
Exons: 3
Coding region: 615-4322 (1235 amino acids)
Biological process (GO): regulation of transcription by RNA polymerase II
Molecular function (GO): RNA polymerase II cis-regulatory region sequence-specific DNA binding; DNA-binding transcription factor activity
Source: RefSeq, a predicted model, not a curated record